Messenger RNA from Ornithodoros turicata, 963 nucleotides. RefSeq lists its product as uncharacterized. The coding region runs from base 100 to 630 and encodes 176 amino acids. Lineage: Eukaryota; Metazoa; Arthropoda; Arachnida; Ixodida; Argasidae. The transcript has 2 exons. The record is from RefSeq and is a predicted model, not a curated record.
UCGGCAUUUUUCCUAGUUUAGCUUUACUCUCGGUUCUGCUUUCUUUUUUUUUUAUUGUGCGUGUUGUCGUUCAGCUUUUUACCCGUAGGCAUAUCCACCAUGGCGUCCCCCCAAAAGCAAGACACUGACCUGCGACGUAUGGUGGAGUCGCUGACGAGUACAGUGGCCUCCCUAGUACAGCGGCUGCCACCUCUCCCGGCGGAGGAGGUUGCGAUUGAAACGGAGUCGGUGGCUGAGGAGCGCAACGACGAGGAUUUCCCCACCGGGGACCACCCGCAGUCGACGCAGUUGCAACCACCCACCCUUCCCAUCCCGGAACACGAAGACACUGUCUCUCCAAACGAUUGGCUGACAGGCUUGUCAGGCGUGGGGCCCCGGGAAACCCCACCUGUGCUAAUGGAGUUCAUCCGAAACCACUGGGGCCCCGAAGGCCGCCAGGAGCGCUGCAGGAAGGCCCUGGCGGACUUCCCGCGACGUAAAUUGGCAAUGUUCGCAGUGCCAGAACUGAACCCCGAAAUGCGGGCCCUGGCUCGGGAAGCGGCCAGGAGACGAGGUUCGACGGAAGGUGACCUGGAGACUGGGGGAGUUCACCACCGGGACCAGGCACUCCGGACGCCCAGGCAGCGGUAGUGUCUGCGGUGGGGCCCCUGGUUGCCCUCCUCGAACGAUGUUUGGGGGGGGGGGGCAGGAUGCCUACGACCCCCUGGGGGAGGGGCCAGGUGAUACGAGGGUAAGCGAACGAAAGCGGUUAGUUGCAAGACAGCUGGCAAGGCUGAUAGGUCGCUUGGCCGCUACCUCUCUGGCAGUCCUAGAGGCCCCUCUGCGCCUCCGGUCCCUCCAAUCCCUUCGGCAUGGGACACUGAAACGGGGUUCCUUCGAGACCACGAUUACGCUCACCCAAGGGGUCAGGGAGGAUCUGGGCUGGUGGAGCAAGGUCCUCCUAUCUCAUCCGUUUAGCAGGCU